CAUAACAGCAGAGUGCAAAAUUACUGAUGUUUUUUCAUCUGGAGAUAGAGAGGAAAUCCACGAUGUUAGGAGGCCACGUCUUUCCAUUUGCAUGCUAUGGAUGAUCGGGGAGGGGGCAGCUUUGGUAGUGCUGCUGGUCAGGCAGUUUGUGCCCUCUCCAGGUAAGGAAAGCAGAUUUCUUUCUCAGGGGUGUUCCACACGGGGCUGACAGACCUGCUGCAAAACGCACUGUGCUAAAACAGAGGUUCUGUGCUUUAGAUUGUGCUUUUUGUUUUCCACAAUCCCUUUCAGUACAUACUUAAACUCUUUCUUCAGAGACCAUGGAUCUCUAAAGUCCUCCCACUGGAAGCACAGGAUGUCAUACACAUAGAUGAGGAUGGCAAUAUCCAGCGUCCUGCAGAAGAAUACUGUGCAGUGCCUGCUUCCCUGCUUCCAGAAAGUACUAAAGGUUUCAAAUCCUGCAAGCUGUGGCAAAGAUCAGCCUCCUUUGGCUGUCUUGUGCACACACUGAGCCCCUCAUUGAAGGUGGCACUCUGCGUUUGCUGUCAGCAAAGAUAGGCAGCUGACUGCAUGACUCCCCAAGACACCUAUCUUGAGACUACAUACAUGACUCCUGGAGGUGUUUAUCAACCUCGAUUAAUUCAAAUGGAAAAUUUCGGGGUUGUUUUAAAUGAGAUAUUUGUAUUUCUAAUAGAGAAUGCUAGGUGUAAUGGCCCCAGCAGAAAUCCCAACCAAGCAUUGCUGGUGUUUGUGCCUGCUACAGAAUAAUGCAGCGAGAUUGCGUCCUCUACCCAGGCCAUCAGCUGGGUGAAGAAUCCUUCUGCAGCAUGCAUUUAUCUCACCUCUGUUCUCCACACAGUACUGAAGGCAAUGUGUCUGGAGUGGUAAGAUGAAACGAAAAUGAUUUUGUUCAUCAAUCACACUUUGCCUGUGUAGGUAGUGUGCAAGGUGGCAUUUUACAAAGAGGGAAGAGGCCGUUUGUGACAGUCCAAUGAUUCACUUUUUCCCGAACCUCGCCACUUUGACUUGUUCCUCUCUUGCUGCUGUCUUUCAAUGCACUUCUCUACCUUCCUGUGUCUGAUUUAAGAGCUGGUGGAGAUAAAGAAAAAAAGCAGCAAUAUUUGGGUUGGGGGUUGGUUGGUUUGGUUUGUCGGUUUUGGUGCUUUUGGUGUUUUGCAAGAUUUUCAUUCAGAUCCCAGUAUCAUGGGGGAAGGAGUAGGGUGAAAAGCCCCAAGGAAUGGGGUGAAAUAAAUUGUUAAGCCAUAAUCUCAAUUUGAGCUGGCACAGAAAACCAACGACCUCCUGGGAUGCAUCAAAAUCAGCAUGCCCUGCAGGGGGAGGGAUUCUCCCUCUCUGACCUCUCUGACAGCGCUGCCAGGGCACUGUGUUCAGCACUGGGCCCUCAGCUGGACCAAGGUCUUGGGCCAAGUCCAGAGGAGGGCCACGAGGAUGCUCAGAGUGCUGGAGCACCUAUCCUAUGGAGACAGGCUGAGGAAGAGCAAGGCUUGUUCAACCUGAAGAGAAGACUCCGGGGAGACCUUGCUGCUGUCUUCCAGUACUUCUUAUAAGUAGCUUAUAAGCAGGAGAAGGACUGACUUUUCACAUGGGCAGAUAGUGAUAGGACAAAGGGGAAUUGCUCUAAACUAAAAGAUAGGAAAUUUAUGUUAGAUGUGAGAAAUCCUUAGCACAGAGGGUGGUGAGGCCCUGGCACAGAAUGCACAGAGAGACUGUGGAUGCCCCAUCCCUGGAGGUGCCCAAGGCCAGGCUAGAUGGUGCCCUGCACAGCCUAAGCUGGUGGAGUGCAGCCAGCCCAUGGGCAGGGGUUGUGGCUGGGGGGGCUUUGAGGUCCCUUCCAACCCAACCAUUCUGUGGUUCUGUGAUUCUACGAAUUCCUGUGAGUGUCACAGUGUCCUGUGAGGGUCAGGUGCUUUGUCCCAUGUGUGGUUCUUACCAUUUCUCUAAGAAAAUUAAAGGCUGACUCUGUCAGGCCGAACUGCUGAUUGUUGAUACCCACAGCCCAAGGGGUCAACCCUGUUACAAUGAACUACACCUUGUUAAAAUCAGAAUCAGUCAUCUACAAUAUAGUAGUCUCUACCAUGUUUUUUGUGCAUUAUGCAUAGGGCAAACCUCAAUGAGCUGUAACACUGCUUAAAGUUGUAUGUAGACUGCCUGCAACUUUUACACACUUCUGACAAAACUUAUCUCACCUAAUCCUACCAGCAUGAUGCUAAGACACGUGUGCCAUAUUUGUGAACACUGGGUUCUUCUUUUACUCAGGCAACAAAAAGAGGUACUUUUCAGGCACGAUUAACCUGAGAUGCUCCUGCUCUUUUUAAAAAAGCAUGUUUUCCACUGUAAAAAGGCCUCAGAAGUGAAUUAAAACAAAGGAGUGACAAACGUGGUUUAAAUUUUCCUACGUGCUGUAUAGAAUUUGGCCUGAAAUACAACAUUUUGAGAAGUAAAACUCUGCCCUCUCUCCCUCUGCCAUCUAGCUCUGGCUACAGAGAACUGGGAUGAAUCCAGAAACACCAUCGGGUUAUCAUGAGGGAAACUCACCAGUUACCACCUCUUUCUCUCUGCCCGCAGGUGUGUGCAAAUUCACCCAACAUGAGUACUUCGACUCCACCAUUCUUCCUCCCAGACACAGACAACCAGGUCCAAGGAGCUAAUCACAGCAGCGCUGCAGGAAAGCCAGAGCCAUCAUAUGCCGUUCUCAAGUUCAUGGAGAGCUUCUGCCUCAUCAGUGCCACCUGUGGGAUGGUGGGAAAUGGCGUGGUUCUAUGGUACCUUGGCUUCUGCAUCCGCAGAAACCACUUCACUGUCUACAUCCUAAACCUGGCUGCUGCUGACUUUGGCUAUCUCCUCUGCAUCGCCAUCGAGAGCAUCCAGUAUCUGAUGCAGUUCAACGUAGGAGUGCAGUUUGGGAUAUUCCUCUUCCUGGAUCUUUUCAUGUACGGGACCGGCUUGUAUCUCCUGACAGCCAUCAGCAUCGAAAGGUGCCUCUCCGUCCUCUGCCCAAUCUGGUGCCGAAGCCACCGCCCAAAGCACUUGUCUGCCAUCAUCUCCGGCUCGCUCUGGGGCCUUUCUCUGCUACUGAACACGGCUGGCUAUAUUCUGUGCUCCAUCCGCCCCUCCGGCAGCUGCUGGAUGCUGCUCAUUGCCAUUGGCGUCUUGGAUUUCCUGGUCUGCACACCCCUCAUGGUGUUCUUCAGCCUGACCCUCUUCCUCAGAGUCAAGUGCAGCUCCCAGAACUUCCGAACAGGACGGCUCUUCACCGUCAUCAUGCUCACCGUGCUCUUCUUCCUCAUUUUUGCCGUGCCUCUCAGCGUCCUCAUCCUCUUUGACUUCUUGGGCUACAAAUUCCUCUAUUCCCCCGAGAUCGGCUUUGUGCUGUCCUGUGUGAACAGCACUCUCAACCCUGUCAUUUACUUCCUUGUGGGGAGCUACAGGGACCGGAGGAUCAAGUUCACCCUCAGGCUGGCGUUCCAAAGGGCCUUUGAAGAUUCGGCAGAUGACAAAGAGGAACGGGAUACCCGAGACACAAUAACUAUGUCCUCCUAACACCCUUCUGUGCCCACUCAGCAGCAGUGCUCUGGAGAUGAGAGGUGAUUGCUCACAGGGCUGAAGAACUCUGAGGUACUGCUGGAGGUCCGUCCCACCCAACCUUAGCAGUCUCCAUUCUGAACACCUGCCCUCUCACCAGUUACUUGAGGCUCUGCCCACAUUAGGACUGCAUUUCUUCUCAGCAGCUAUUAAAUGAUAAGGCGAAAUGCCUUGGUGGCUGCGUUUCAUCACAGGAAUCCUGCUCAGUUUACCACUCAAUAUUAAGUUCUGUUUCUCAGAGCAUUAAUAUUCAGUCGCUUUUUUUUACACAAAUCUCUGAAGAUGAGGGCGGAUCUAUGAUCUUCCUGUUGAAAUCAGAAAAGAGAUUCCCAGAAGAGAGUCCAACUCCAUUAAUUUUAACUAUUUGCACAUCAGCAACAUAUGCAAUCUUUGUGACUUGUACGGUGAAUGAUUCUUUGCUUUCUAAUGUGAGCAUUUCAAAUAGUGAAAUGCUUCAUGUUCUGGAAAUCUCUGUUAAUUAGUUAAUAGUUAUUAGUUAAUAGGAGCGUUUCACACUGUGGGUGUAAUGUAGUAGAAAAGAGCUCCAUCCCCUUCCAAUUUGCCUUGCAACUCCAUGCACUGUGUUGCAUGCACUGUUUUCUUGCAUUUCAAGUAAAUACAGAGUCAGAGUUGUGUAUCAUUUUAGCUUUCUCCAACACAGCACAAAAGUACCUGCAUUUAACUGCAGCAAGAAUUUGUUAUUUCUUCCCUUCCCAGACAAUAAGAACAUGGCAUCCAACACGUCUUGACCUACUGGAAGAAAUAAGUUCAAAGAAAAGAAAAAAAAUAAUAAAACAGAAAAUGGAAGAUAAGUACAUAUCAGAAAUUUGCAAGAAAUUCUUUUCAGCCCCAAUGACUGGACACAUAAGAUGUGAUUGUUUGAAAUGUUAGACUAUUACUCCACACAAGAUUUGCUCUUUUAACCUAACUCAAUAGAAUAAGAUAAUACAAGACAUUUUCUAUGAGAAAGCUUGCUGAUUUCCUCUUCGUACUCUCAUCUGCAAUUAGUUUCUUGAGGGAAGCUGCAUUCUUGUACUGUCUAUUCCCUUUUCUCUGUUCAUUUGCCUUUUUUUUAAAUACUGAAAAAAUACCACUUAAAAAUAGUGGUCACCCCAGCAUCUGUGGUUGCUUUUUACUUCCUCUUCACAGUUUUUGAAAGCCGAAAAAUUGAGUCUCGUUUCUAUUAUUCUUUAAUUUUUAAUGAGAUUUUUCUGCAUCAUACACAUAGUUGAUUCAGACUAGGCCUAUGUCAUCAGUUGUUUUUAGUGAGAUUUUCUUUGCUUCUGGCUUCUACUGAUGGGGGGAAGAGACCGUCCAUUUAUCUGAAAGCAUGUUAAAAUGUAUUCUUUUUAAUAUCUGUAAUGAUUUUAUCACUGGGAGAGAAGAGGCUCAGCUCAUUUCCUUUAUUAUUAAAAAUGUUUCAAGGCUUUUUUUUUUUUUUUUUAAUGGAAAACAAGCUCUAUUAAAAGCUAAAUGUUUGUCUUCUCAGAAGAAGCCAUCAACUGAUGAAAAUCUAUGGAACGUACGCUGUGAAAAACUUUCCAUCCUGGUUGUCCCUACAUGUACCCAUCAUGAAGACAAGCGCCGUGCAGAGCAAACACACCUUCUGGCUUUUCCCUUGGAUGUUUAAAAGCAUGUCCACAAAAGCUUUGUCCAAAGAGCUGGAAACAUCCCAAAGGAGCCUUCAUGCUGCUGGUGUAGAGGUUCUUUUGCCUCACUUGUCUGUUCAAG
Tympanuchus pallidicinctus (lesser prairie-chicken) is the source of this 5334-nucleotide messenger RNA. Its product is annotated as proto-oncogene Mas-like. Gene Ontology annotation, cellular component: membrane. The record is from RefSeq and is a predicted model, not a curated record. NCBI's taxonomy places the organism in Eukaryota, Metazoa, Chordata, Aves, Galliformes, Phasianidae. Gene Ontology annotation, molecular function: G protein-coupled receptor activity. Gene Ontology annotation, biological process: G protein-coupled receptor signaling pathway.